Aureococcus anophagefferens is the source of this 459-nucleotide messenger RNA. RefSeq lists its product as hypothetical. Lineage: Eukaryota; Pelagophyceae; Pelagomonadales; Pelagomonadaceae. Gene Ontology annotation, biological process: vesicle-mediated transport; protein transport. The transcript has a single exon. Bases 1 to 459 code for a protein of 152 amino acids. Gene Ontology annotation, cellular component: intracellular membrane-bounded organelle. The record is from RefSeq and is a predicted model, not a curated record.
AUGACGAUCAGGUUCAUCCUCAUGGUGAACAAGCAGGGCCAGACGCGGCUGAGCACCUACUACGAGUGGCUGCCCAUGCCCGAGCGCGUGGCCCUCGAGAGCGAGAUCAUCCGCAAGUGCCUGAGCCGGAGCGAGUUCCAGUGCAGCUUCGUCGAGUACCGGGGCUACAAAGUCGUCUACCGCCGCUACGCGAGCCUCUUUUUCAUCGUCGGCUGCGAGCAGGACAGCGAGAACGAGCUCGGCAUCCUCGAGUUCAUCCACGCCCUCGUCGAGACCCUCGACAAGUACUUCGAGUCCGUCUGCGAGCUCGACAUCAUGUUCAACCUCGAGAAGGCGCACUUCAUCCUCGACGAGAUGGUCAUGAACGGCUGCAUCGUCGAGACGAACAAGGCCAACGUGCUGAAGCCCAUCGCCCUCAUGGAGAAGGCCUCCGAGGAGACGCUCUUCUCGAAGCGAUAG